UGUCCAUCACCUCUCGACCCGGCCGGCUCGCUGCCACCGUCGUCAAGAUGAGCAAGCGCUUGCCGUGCGCCGCGCCGGCGCUGCUGCUGCUGCUCCUCCUCCUCCUCGUCCACCUCGCAUCGCUGGGACAGGCCGUCUCCGCCUAGGACACCCAGCGCUACGACGCCAUCUAAAGCUUCGGCGACUCUUUCGCCGACACCGGCAACAAGCCAUCGCCUUCUCAUGGUACUCCUUCCCGGUCACCGUCAUGCGGCCGCCCUACGGCGAGACCUUCUUCGGCCACCCCACCGGCCGCACCACCGACGUUCCUGUGACAGGAUAACCAAUCUAUCUAUAUAUAUAUCCUGUGAACUUCCGGAACUGAAUGUUUGAUGAAUCAUAUGGGGCCUAGGCGCCUAGCUUGUCCUAUACUUCUGCAAGUCAAUGCUUCAUUGCUUGUGUGCUCUCUAAUAUUACCUAUCAUCCAAGUCAAAUGCCGCAAGAGCUGCAAUUGGAAUCUUUGACAAUGAGGCGUUCAGAUCGAUGAUUACUCUGGUCCAAAACUAUGCCAAUGGAUAAUGAUAUACGUCUAUGCAGCAUGCUAAACAAAUUCAGCUGACAUCGCCGGCCGGCGCCUUACUAAUCCUGCAACUGCAAGCAAUAUAAGAUGGUUCCAUACUGCAGGUCGCCGAUGCCAGCCUGCAGCACCAAAAGAAAGAAGCAUGGCGCUAGCUCCUGGCCGGAGCAAGAUGCGGAUCAUCACGUUGGCAGUCUGUACCCUCCUCCUCCUGGCGUCAGCAGAGGCGGCCACCUCCUCCGCCGUCGACCGCCGAUACCACUCCAUCUUCAGCUUCGGCGACUCCUUCGCCGACACCGGCAACAACCCCGCCGUGUUCGCCUGGUACUCCUUCUUCGACCCCGUGAUGCGGCCGCCCUACGGAUCCACCUUCUUCGGCCGCCCCACCGGCCGCAACGCCGACGGCAGGCUCAUCCUUGACUUCAUCGCUGAAAGCCUGGAGCUGCCGUACGUCCCGCCGUUCCUGGGCCCACCGUUCGCCUUCCCUUCGCCGGCAGAUGACUGCCGGUUCCGUCAGGGCGCGAGCUUCGCCGUCGGGGCAGCCACCGCCCUCGACGUGGAGUUCUUCCGCGAGAGGGACAUCCCCGGCGCCCCUAGCAAGUUCCCUUUGAACACCAGCUUGGGCGUGCAGCUGGAGUGGUUCGAGUCCAUGAAGCCUUCCUUGUGCCGCACAACCCAAGAGUGCAAGGAGUUCUUGGCUGGAUCCCUCUUCUUGGUUGGGGAGUUCGGAGUCAACGACUACCACUUCUCCUUCCAGAGAAAGAGCGUCCGGGAGGUCAGGUCCUACGUUCCUCGUGUCGUCAGCGAAAUCUCAAUGGCCGUGGAGAGGCUGAUCAAGCACGGGGCGUCGACAUUGGUGGUUCCCGGGGCGAUCCCGUCGGGAUGCUCGCCGCCGGUGUUCACCAUGUUCCCCGACGCCGCCCCGGCAGAAUACGACUCCCGGACCGGCUGCCUGAAGGCGCAGAACGAGCUGGGGCGUCACCACAACGCGCUCUUGCAGGCGUCCCUGAAGAAGCUCCGGGCCAAGCACCCGCAUGCGAGGAUCAUCUACGCCGAUUUCUUCGGCCCCGUCAUGGAGAUGGUGGAGUCGCCUCGCAAAUUUGGGUUCAGGGACGACGUGCUCACCGUUUGCUGCGGUGGGCCCGGGAGGAACAACUACAACGGCAGUGUCUACUGCGGUGAUUCAGGUGCGACCACGUGCGGCCACCCGUCGGCUUCCCUGUACUGGGACGGCGUCCACUUCACGGAGGCGGCCAACCGCUACAUCGCCGCCGGCUGGCUGAGCAGCGUCGGACACUGGGAUGGCGCUGGUACUGGUGCAACUGCAAGCGGAGCAGGCCAUAAAAAUUGAUCAAGUAGACCCAAAACAAUUCGAGCAUGUGAAGGGGGUAUAUGUUGUUCUGGUCGGAAUUUGAGGCGUCUAAUUAGCAAUCAAAUUGCAGAGAGGAUCAUCAUCAUCAUCAAAUACAGUUGAGCUAGCUACUUACUAGUACUCCCUCCGUAUCGCUUUAGUUGACGCUGGUAGUUCAAUUGGAAAAGAAUCAGAAUAUUUGUCGCCCCAGUUCAAGGUAAACGUUAGCUUCCGCUUUCACCCUUCCCUUCGACGCCCGCUCCCCGGACGAUCGGACGAGUUGCCGAGCUGAGCGGCGGCUUGGGCAAAGGAAUACGGGAUGAGUUCGGGACAAAAGGGUAAAUGCAAGUCUUCCUUAAUUCUCACAAAGUGGUCCGAAACGUCG
This is a messenger RNA of Setaria italica (foxtail millet), 2292 nucleotides long. Its product is annotated as GDSL esterase/lipase At5g45910. The record is from RefSeq and is a predicted model, not a curated record. The transcript is spliced from 5 exons. Lineage: Eukaryota; Viridiplantae; Streptophyta; Magnoliopsida; Poales; Poaceae. Gene Ontology annotation, molecular function: hydrolase activity, acting on ester bonds. The coding region runs from base 702 to 1907 and encodes 401 amino acids.